UCUUUUAAAAGUGGCACAAACGCACACUAAAAGCAGUUCCAAUUUUUAAAGAAAAUGAGUGGGGAUAUAUGUAGCUUUAAUUAAGUUUAAAGGUCAAACUGCUAUUAAAUGCUCACACCAGUGGUAAAUAUUGCCGCCAUAACGCAAGCAACUGUAUAUGCUAGGAGGUUGGGUAACUCAUGUUUGCGGCACUCAGUGCAUGGUGUUAUUUCCAAAAGCAAAAAAACAUGGCGUCCUUGGACCCUGGACAAGCUGCUGACCACAUAUUUACUUUGCGCCCACAGUGUGCGUGAAUCCACGCAUCCAAGAUGGCCGGCGACAGUCCGACCUAUUUCCUGGUGAACGACGCUGUCCUGCCCGGUUGGACGUUCCGCCGUGUUCCAGUAGCGAGUGGAAUGACUAAAAGUUGCCGUGUUGCGGGUUGUCACACAAGGAAGAGUUCGGAGCUGCAUUUGAAGUUCUUCAUUCUUCCUCGUGAGAAGAAAAGGACAAGCAAAUGGCCAAAAGCAAACAAUCGAGGAACAGUAAAAAGACGGUUCCGUGGACCAUUCAUGGACAUUUUAUUACUGGACAGGAAGUGUCCAUCCGGUUGCCGCUUGCAGGCCGCCCUUUCGCAGACUGACUCAGACACUGCCGCGAAGAUCUAUGAAGUCUGCAACAAGGCCAGGACGUCGGAAAGUUCACUUGAAAAUGUGAUGGCAAAAGUCGCCGAUGUCUACCGCCGCCACAGGAAGGUCCUGGUCAUCCGACACGUGUCGGAGCUAAAGUUGGUGCAAGACGGCGCUCAGCUAGCGAGGAAGCUAACGUCGCUGCGCCAACGAUCCUUGCGGCUGCAAAGACGGCUGAAGCAGCUGAACGAGCGAGUCCGGCAGCAGGUGGAAGAACUUUGGCGAGCUGAGGUGGACGUAGACAUGAAACUGCGAGCGUGCAAGGGCUCCUGCAGGACGGCGCUAGCACUUGGCGUCGAUCACCACAACUACCACACGCUUCUGGCCGACGUGUCUGAGACAUAUAGCCGGAGAAAGAAGAAGGCCCCACAAGAUAUCCCGCAAAUCACAGUGCGCUCUCUGGAAGAGUUUGCGCUGCCGUCCGAAGCCUACAAGUGGAUCCCCACCGUCCAGAAAGAGCUUCUCACCCAAUUUGAAGACAUUCCGAAAAACCAGAUCUUUGUGGAAAAUGGCGACUCCUAGCAUAAAAAUCAACCAGGACUUUUCCUCAUUUUGUGAAUUUUCUAGACUUUUCAAAUAGCACUUUACAUGCAAUAUUUUCAACGAGUAACUAAGUAUAAAGAUUUUGGCGCCCCCCUCCCCGGACUGUAAAUGCGUCACAAAAUCAAAUAAUGUAUAUUUUUAUUAUCAGUAAUUGUAGUUCAUAUACAGUGGUGUGAUAAAAUGUCUGAACCUUUUGGAAUUUCUCAAAUUUCUGCAUAAAAUCGCCAUCAAAUGUGA
This is a messenger RNA of Corythoichthys intestinalis (scribbled pipefish), 1448 nucleotides long. Its product is annotated as fibrinogen alpha chain. The coding region runs from base 309 to 1190 and encodes 293 amino acids. Lineage: Eukaryota; Metazoa; Chordata; Actinopteri; Syngnathiformes; Syngnathidae. The record is from RefSeq and is a predicted model, not a curated record. The transcript has 5 exons. Gene Ontology annotation, biological process: platelet activation; protein polymerization; blood coagulation. Gene Ontology annotation, cellular component: fibrinogen complex. Gene Ontology annotation, molecular function: signaling receptor binding.